Nothobranchius furzeri (turquoise killifish) is the source of this 1398-nucleotide messenger RNA. It is a transcript of the gene mettl4, whose product is annotated as methyltransferase 4, N6-adenosine. Gene Ontology annotation, molecular function: site-specific DNA-methyltransferase (adenine-specific) activity; nucleic acid binding; RNA methyltransferase activity. The record is from RefSeq and is a predicted model, not a curated record. Gene Ontology annotation, cellular component: cytosol; nucleus. NCBI's taxonomy places the organism in Eukaryota, Metazoa, Chordata, Actinopteri, Cyprinodontiformes, Nothobranchiidae.
AUGUCCGUGGUUCUUCAGAACAGCUGCGGUUGGGUCCUGGACUCUCGGCUGCUCAUUAAUCGAGGUUAUGAACGCUGCAUCGGGUGGAAAGAGAGUAAAAAGUUGCACUUCAGCUGUAGUUUUAAAAGGCAAUGUUUCCAGAUUUUAAAAAGCUAUUGCAGCCCGAGCAGCACUGCAGAUAUGGAAGGAGGACACGAACACGAUGAUGUGCUGCAGAAAAAUAAACGACCAAAGAAAAGGAAGCGAAAACACAGCAAACUCAAUCAAGGAGAAAUAGAUAUAAAGAUCUUCCAUGAGAAGAUCAGGCCUUUUAUUGUGGAGGGCACCAAGUCUUUGGUGGAUUCAGCUCAAUCCAUUGGAUAUCUGGAUGGAGAGAGAGACACAUUGAUGGAGGCUCUUCCUUCCCAGGAGUGCAGUCUGGUAGCUCUUUGUGAAAUGGCUAAAGAGCUCCCUCUAGUGGAGGAUGAGCAGAAGAAGUGGACCCAGCCACUUGUCACUGGAGAAAGCUGUGCUUCCCAUGUAGACCUGUUCUCCCAAGUGACAGAGAACAAACAGGACUAUGCAGUGGUGGUCCCGCUGAUGGGAGAAGAGUAUGUUAUACCGCCUAACGCAGCUUUCCUGCUCUCUGAUUUCACUAGAUUACAACCACUGGUCCAGUGUGGGAGAAGGUUCGAUUUAAUCGUCAUUGAUCCACCGUGGGAAAACAAGUCUGUGAAACGGAGUCGCAGAUACAGCUUCUUGCCCUCAUCCCAGCUGAAACGCCUCCCCAUCCCCUCACUGGCCUCUCAAGACUGUUUAGUGGUUACCUGGGUGACGAACCGGCCCAGCCACCUGCGUUUUGUUCAUGAUGAACUGUACCCACACUGGGGUGUACAAGUCCUGGCUGACUGGUUUUGGGUGAAGGUCACCACAUCUGGGGAGUAUGUGUUUCCCAUAGAUUCCCAGCACAAGAAGCCAUAUGAAAUACUGGUGUUGGGUCGAUAUUGUUCCGCUGAUACCUCCAGAAAGCCUUCAGAAAUCCCCAAGAUUGAAGAUAAGUGCGUGAUUGUGAGUGUCCCCUCAGCUCUGCACUCCCAGAAGCCUUCACUGUCAGAGGUCUUGAGGCCAUUUGUUGGCGCUGAGGCUGAGUGUUUGGAGUUGUUUGCACGAAGCCUUCAGCCCAGAUGGACCAGCUGGGGCAACGAGGUGCUGAAAUUUCAGCACAUCAGCUACUUCAAUUUGACACCUGCAGAAGCUUGUAAAGACGAGGCCACAGAUGACUGCACAGACGAGUUUUCAGUUCCCCUGAGAGAACCUGGCCUCCCUAACGCUUCGUCUCCUCUGUGAACAAAUGACUGACAUCCCAACAUCUGCCACACCAGUCUUUGACUUUGUUUUUAAUAAAGAUUCUACAUCAAA